CUCGAAACCCUAUGAGUUCAGACGCUUUUUCAAAAACUUUAGAGAGUAAGCCUCGACACUCGUAUAUUUCUCACUUGCAACAAGAACACAAUACGACAGCUUCUUCAGUGGGAGGUUCAACAGUAAAUAGACUGUCGCGCGUUUUCGAAGCCUCUGGUCAUCUUGAACACCCCACCUACAAACCAAAACCAACGCCUCCUUCUAAACCUCCGUCUUUAAGACCUCCUUCUGUUAUAAACUCAACAGCCACAUCAGAAAUAGAUCAAACAUCACUUGCUUUUCAUGAUAUUCGAGCCAGAUUUCAACAAGAUACCGUAAGUUGAUUUAUUUUCUAUUGUCCACUCAUGCAUCUUAGUCAACCUAUCGACCUCCAUUACCUCUUAAACCCUCCAUGACAGGACCACCUUCAAAACCGGAAAAAAUCAUCAUUGCAACAAAGACAGGACCACCUGCUUUACCCGACAAGCCCAAACUGAAUCAUCGAUACAAUCAUCGCCCGUCCGUGGAGACAGAACCGUCCAAAGCACGCUACAGCUUUGCCUCUUCUUCUUCCAUGUUGCCUAUUCCUUCCAUGAUCACACGCACAGCUACUGGUAAUGGUAGUGUGAUGAGCAGCACUUCUACGUCUUCACAAACCUCGAAUUCAACACAUUCAAAACGAGGUUGGCAUAUUAGCAAUUGGUUCUUUAACCAACAACAGCAACAACAACAACAACAACAAUUGGAUCAUGAAAAUCUUAAGAAUUCAAUUAAACGAUCUGAUUCUGUUGUCUAUAGUGACACUCCAUCGCUGGAUAGUUCAGUUUCACCUCAAACAACAGGUCACCGUACUUCAAAGCGUACAAAAGUCAUCCAGGAACUCUUAGAGACAGAAAAAGCGUAUCAGAAAGACAUGGCAUUAGUAAAGGAAAUUUAUCUGGAGGGCGCUUAUCAGACAGGAUUUUCAAAAUCAGAUAUUCGUUCCUUGUUUUCGAAUUUGGCUGAUAUUGUUGAAUUCGAAACAACUUUUGUUACUGUGUUAGAACAAGCAUGUCAACUAGACUCUGUAGGCACUUGUUUUCGAGAGACGGUAAGAUGGCACACGUCAUAAACAAGCUAAGAUAUGGGAAUUAGAUGCAUUCGAUCGACAGUAUCUAUAGUGACUAUUGUAAACGACAUGAAGAUGCCGUAUUAAAGCUACAAGAAUUAGAAUUACAACCUGAAGUGCAAGUCUUUUUAAAUCAUUGUAAAGAACAAAUUCAAGG
Gilbertella persicaria is the source of this 1244-nucleotide messenger RNA. RefSeq lists its product as uncharacterized. The record is from RefSeq and is a predicted model, not a curated record. Gene Ontology annotation, molecular function: guanyl-nucleotide exchange factor activity. The transcript is spliced from 2 exons. Lineage: Eukaryota; Fungi; Mucoromycota; Mucoromycetes; Mucorales; Choanephoraceae. Bases 392 to 1090 code for a protein of 232 amino acids.